CUGCAGACUGCCAUCAUGGUCCGCCUGGCACUGAUCCUUGCUGUGGCUAUCCUCGAAUACGUUAAUGGAAAAAUCCCUAGACUACCUCCUCUUCCCUUCGUAGACGGCUGCUUCUAUACAUCUGAAGAGGUGGGUACGUACAGAGUGGAGGGUGAGCCCACAAUACUCUCCUUCCCAAUGUUCAUGAGAGUGCUGAAGGUACGCAAGAUAGCCCCUACAAUGGCUAAGUACUUAAUCACAAAGAAAAACGUGACGGAAGGUGCGCCCCAUGAUGGUGAGGGGCGAGUCCAGCAGCAUGACAAACAGCUAUGGUUCCUCCCAGCUCAGGCUUCAGACUCUGGGGAGUAUACCUGCACUUACAGGAAUGAAACCUACUGUGUUCAGGGGAAUAUCACUCUACAAGUAUACAAGUCAAGUUCUGUGGAUGCAAAGAAUCUGUCCCAUCGAGUAUCAGUCCAGGUGGGAGAGAGUCUGACAUUCAGCUGUCCCAAUCUCCCUGACUUUAACCGGACAGGCGGACUGAUCGAGUGGUACAAGAACUCCAGCUCAACUUCAGUUCAGGCAGACAGAGCCAGCUCCUCACCGUGGGACACAGGAAACCUAAUGAUACCAGCUGUGAAGCGACACCAUGAGGGUCUGUACACCUGCCAGCUCAGAGUGCUCGUCAAUAAUCAGCAGUACAAAGUCAGCAGAGUCGUGCUGCUCUGCCUGCAAGGUACGACCACUCUGCCCAUCUGCAUGACCUCUGACCCUGAGUCAACGAUCAUCAGCAGCAGCACCACACCUCAGCCUCAUGUAAUACGACCACCUGUGAUUGUGUCACCACUGAAUGGCACCGUUUUUGGAAGUCUGCACGGUGCAGGACUGGAGCUGUCUUGUAAAGUACUCACUGACUGCGACAUGUCUGAGUCCACUCUGGUCACAUGGCGGGUCAACGGCCAAUCAGUGGAGUCGUCGUACCUUGAUGGACGGGCUCUGCAAGGGUGGAAGAGGGUAACCAGGGUGUCUGAAGGCUGCCAGACUGAGAUGAGGCUAGCUGUUGUAGCGGUGACAGAAGAGGACGUAAAGACAGAGCUGAAGUGCAUCACUGAGAACCCAGGAGGGAAACAGGAAGUGUUUGUACAGCUCCAACUAGAGGACUCCACAUUGACAUGGCUGGUGUUUGGUGUCGUGGCCGCCUUCUGCUUCCUGACUGUGGUUUUGAUCUUUCUCUACGUUCUCUUCAAACCUAAGAGGAAAAACAAAAUGGAUUACUUCCUGGCUCGGCAGAACAGCACCUUCUAACUCUGCUGGUGUACACACUCCCUCUCCAAAGACUUCAACUCUUCUUUCAAACACUCCUUUUAGGAUGUUUACCUGAUGUUCAUUUUCUUGCCCUGGACUGGGUUUUUGUACGUUUUAAAAUCUGAUGCAUGUGCUGAUAUAGAAGUUGCAAUCAUGUAGUUUUAUAUUGAAGUUGCAGCUGUGGAAGAAGUUUUCCUCUGAAGCAUCCGUCCAUAUUGAUGAACUGAAAAUGUCAUGAAGGCAACAUGCAGUUCAGAUUGAAGUUAUUUCAUGGGUUACUUUGAUCAUUCGAGAAUACAAAAUGCACAUUUGCACCAUGCAUCCAAUGCAACAGUAAGAAAUACAGAUAUUAAUAAAAGUAUUGUACUGUACAUGGUUUUCAUUGUGGUUGUAGUUUUCAUUGAGUCCAACUGGUUUACAAAACAUUUGGAGUGUUUUGAAAUGUUUAUCAUGGAGAAUAGAUGCCUCACUGAGACUGUUGAUUAAGACUUUUUAACAUUUUUAUGACUAAGUUGGGUUUUAUCCCUGACCUGUUGUAUUUAACUGCAUUAAAUCUAAUAGGUGUAAACAAUAAAACAGCUGCUUGGUGUA
Messenger RNA from Notolabrus celidotus (New Zealand spotty), 1875 nucleotides. Its product is annotated as interleukin-1 receptor type 2. The record is from RefSeq and is a predicted model, not a curated record. Bases 16 to 1284 code for a protein of 422 amino acids. Lineage: Eukaryota; Metazoa; Chordata; Actinopteri; Labriformes; Labridae. Gene Ontology annotation, molecular function: interleukin-1 receptor activity. The transcript is spliced from 9 exons.